CAAACAAAAGGUCUAGCCAUACCCAUUCUGUCACAAUCUAAUGCUAGCCUGUUUGAGCUCCCGAUAAUGACCGAUUACAUCCCUUUACGACAAUAUACGGCGGGCCAAGAUCCCGAAGCAGAAGAAGCGGACGGCCGACUUCCUCUUCCUUCACCUCGGCGUCGCCGACGACCGAAAUCGUUACGAAAUCCAGGGGUCAUCGCCGGAGGGGUGGCUGUCAUCUUCACUCUUUUCUUGAUACUAUCGUAUUCGACGACCGGGGAUGAACAGCGGAUACCAGAUGACGGACUGGGCUCAGGGAAGGGGUUGAUGGAGGUCGAGCUCCCUGCUCCUGGCAAGACGAUACGAGCUCAACAUCCGAUCGCCCAGCUUAUGGAGCAGGCUGAGGAAAAAGCGGUAGAGAUGCGAGACCUGAGAGAGUCAAUAAGAACGCUCGAAGAUGCUGUGACCAACUAUAAAGAGACGUUCGGCUUGGAUCCCCCGGAGGGAUUCGACAGAUGGUUCAAAUUCACAACCUCCAUAUCAUCCACUCCUAUUCCCUCCCUCAUCCCCGAAGCCCACCUCUCGGUGCUCCCGUACCUGUCCCUCCCAGCGCAUCUGCUCCGUACCCGAGCUCUGGAGCUGCAGCAAGACAAGGGCGUCUUCGGGAUGACUUUCCACCCCGCCUCUGAUGCCGAUAAAGAAGAGUUGAAGCUGGAGGUCGUCGAGGCGGACGGGUUGAUCGGGAUAAAUAAUACGGAUUUCAUGGUCAGCUAUAUGUCACCCCGUUGGGACUACCCCGACCUCCUGAAAGAAAUCGUUCCCCUCCUCCCAACCGCACAACAACCCGAAUGGCCACUCCAAAUGACCAUGUGCGUCCGCGAUGGGGGGUGCAGGCUGUCGUCCGGUUGGUUGAUGGAAGAGUCAAGAAAGUUGGCUCGGGAUGGACGAGAAUGGGAUGUCGACCUGCUCGAACAGCUCGAAGAAGAGUAUAGCACUCGUCGAGGCUGGUCACAGACCUGCAACCCAGCCCUGGACGAAGCCUUCGAGAGCGCACAAGUCGACUUCAACUCGUCCAGCUCGACAAGCACCAAGUCGUUCAUCUCCGAUCACCUUCAAUCGAUGGACUUUUGCGAGAACCCUGAUCUGUUGCGGUUGAACGGCGAGCUGAUCAUGGAAAGCGAUCAUAUCAUGCGCCCGUUGUCUCCCAUAUUAGCUGUGUCGAGGCCCAUGCACGGCGCUGACAUGCUCGGAACACCUACUCGAGCCGUCCGAGACCAAGCUCCUACCACCCCCUGGUCUGAAAAAACUCUACACAAGGUCGUCUGGCGAGGAACCUUGACCGGCGCUUUUCAUCGAGAUCGAUACGAUUGGAGGGCUUCUCAACGGCAUCGUCUGUCGCACUUGGUCGGCAAUACGACCGAGGAAGCAGAGGCUGUCGUCCUGCUCGGCCGUAGUGUUGGGGACGUGAGCAGCAGUGGCGGCGGGCUUGAGGUCGGGACGUGGAAGGAGAACGACCUGAUUGAAAAAUGGAUGAACGUCGGCCUGGUUAAAGGGGAUGUCCAUAACAUCUGCGGUCCAGGACCGACGGACGAAGCCUGUCGCCUCGACGGCGGACCUCAAUACCCCGAAUGCCCCGAGUACGAACCGUCCUGCGACCAGAUGUUGAGCGAGUAUGCUUGGGUGGGGGAGAUGUCGCUGGAAGAGACUUUACCCUAUCGAUACCGCCUAGACGUAGAUGGGUACGGCUGGAGUUCUCGUUGGCAGAAACUCUUGUCGACGAACAGCGUCGUGUUGAAGAGUACCAUCUACCCCGAAUGGUGGACCGCCCAAUCGAUCCCGUGGUACCACUACAUCCCGCUCAAAUACGACUAUACCGACCUCUGGGACGUGCUCGCUUUUCUGGAUGGAGCGCCUGACGGGGCUUCAAGCUCCUCUACCUCUACCGGGUCUUCCUCGAAGGAAGAAGAAGAAGAGAAGAAAAGGGCGGCAGAAGGGACGAGAGAGGGAGUGGCUGAGGAGAUCGCUAAGCGGGGGAUGGGGCUGGCCAAGGAAAACCUUAGGUGGGAAGAUAUGCAGAGUUACAUGUUCUUGUUAUUGCUCGAGUACCGACGCGCCUGGUCGGACGAUCGGGAGGCCGCUACGUAUCGCCCCUAACAUGCCAUGACAUGACAUAGCAUGAUCUCAUCGAUCAACCUAUCUAACCUGUCUCGAAUUCCAACUUGCGGCUUGUGAGACUGAGGGGAUGAUUGUGUCCUCGAUGUCAAGACGCAUAGAGUGCAGUUAUGCAAUCCAGAGGCCAGAGAUGGGGGAUGCGAAUACGAAACAUGUUCGGCAUCGGACGUUGUGUGUGCCGAGAAUAGGAAUCAAACGAUGAUGACGAAGCACUAGAUAGUCGCGGGGAGUGGAGGGUGGACAGGUGGAGGUCGUCGUGCGUCGGGGGGUUAUAUAAGGUCAGAUCGUGCAACUCGAUCGCAACCUCUACCUCCAUAUCAUAUACGAGGCUCU
Molecule: messenger RNA, 2487 nt
Organism: Filobasidium floriforme
Lineage: Eukaryota; Fungi; Basidiomycota; Tremellomycetes; Filobasidiales; Filobasidiaceae
Exons: 15
Coding region: 67-2136 (689 amino acids)
Source: RefSeq, a predicted model, not a curated record